Manduca sexta (tobacco hornworm) is the source of this 912-nucleotide messenger RNA. RefSeq lists its product as uncharacterized. NCBI's taxonomy places the organism in Eukaryota, Metazoa, Arthropoda, Insecta, Lepidoptera, Sphingidae. The coding region runs from base 1 to 912 and encodes 303 amino acids. The transcript has a single exon. The record is from RefSeq and is a predicted model, not a curated record.
AUGAGUGACAGUGACGACUCGGUGAAGACCACCCGUACCGCAAGCGAAGACAAUGUAACACGUCGUCGUGGCAAGAAAAUGCGACCUUCACCGGACGCGGUCAAACAAAGGUCAUACGAACCGUUGACAUCGUGCAAGCGAAAAAUAAAGGUACCUCCAUUUUCUGCCGAUGAUCCCGAAAUAUGGUUUGCGCUUUUGGAGAGCCAGUUUAAUAGUUAUGAGAUUACGGACGACUACGCCAUGUUCGACGAAGUUCUUCGUAACCUAGACAUCCAGCACGCCAAAGCAGUGAAAGAUAUUGUGGUAAACCCUCCGGCUACAAAACGGUACCCUAAGUUAAAGGCGCAGCUGAUCCGGCGACUCUGUGCUUCUCGAGAGAAAAAGGUGAAGCAACUCCUGACACAUGAAGAACUUGGGGAUCGAAGACCUUCACAAUUCCUGAGGCACCUUCAAGAUCUUGCCGGGCCUUCCGUUCCCGACGACUUCAUUAAGUCCGUUUGGUGCACCCGACUUCCACAGAGCAUCCAGACUAUCGUCGCGUCGCAAUCUCAUCAGACCCUAGAGCAACUGUCGGAGCUCGCUGACCGGAUUCAGGAAGUCACCUCACCGUGCGUUGCAGCUGCCAGCCCGAACAUUGGACCAAGCCCAAGUACAUCCAGUGAGAUUGCGGAGCUUAGGAAGAUGGUUGAACAUCUGGCCUUGAAACUGGACGGGCACACACGCUAUCCUCGUUCGCGACAACAGCGUGAACGUUCCCGUUCCCGUUCCCGUGAGAGACAGCGCUCCAGAUCCCACUCCAGUUACAGGAGGCACCCAGUCUGUUGGUACCAUUUUAAAUUUGGUGCAAGGGCGCGACACUGCGAAGAACCGUGCGACUACGAGAAGACGGGAAACGCCGCGGGCAUUCGCUAA